Misgurnus anguillicaudatus (oriental weatherfish) is the source of this 4521-nucleotide messenger RNA. It is a transcript of the gene ankrd28a, whose product is annotated as ankyrin repeat domain 28a. Lineage: Eukaryota; Metazoa; Chordata; Actinopteri; Cypriniformes; Cobitidae. The record is from RefSeq and is a predicted model, not a curated record. Gene Ontology annotation, molecular function: protein binding.
CUCUCUCUCUCUCUCUCUCUCUCUCUCUCUCUCUCUUUCUUUCUGCAGCAGGGGUUGGUGUAUUAUUGCGGUGGGGGUUGGAUCAGUGUAAAGUGCAUGUUUCAGCAGGCUGGAGCUCACACACUAUUGUCUGUUUGAUGGCAGUAUAUACGGUGUGUGUAUAUAUGUGUAUGCGUGUGUGUGUCUCCCUGCAGUAGAGCUGCUGAUGUUGCUGUUGUGAGGAUUUCCUGGUUCCUCCGUCCUGCAGGAAUAUGACUUUUUGAUCAGGGAUGAUAUGCUGGGUUCAGAUCCAAAACGGACACUUAUGGCUCUGGAUUUGAUCAUCACAGAAAGCGUUUGCUCCAUGUGGGAAUAACUCGCCCAUCGAGGGGUGUUUUUUUUUGAGAGGCAGCCAUGCGGUCGGAGCGCAUUAGUCGCGUGUGUAUCGUGGUGCUCGAAGAGGUGGAUGAUGACGAAUCUGCCCCUCUGCAUUCCAAAACCACACAGGACCACAUUACCCAGAAUUCCUCUCAGGAUGAUAAGUCUUCUCUGAUUAAAGCCAUAUUUAACACUGACUUGGAUGAAGUUCGGGCCCUCAUAUUCAAGAAAGAAGAUGUCAACGUACAGGACAGUGAGAAGAGGACGCCGCUUCACGCUGCUGCAUACCUGGGUGAUGCUGAGAUAUUAGAGCUGCUCAUUCUGUCAGGGGCGAGAGUAAAUGCUAAAGAUAAUAAAUGGCUCACUCCCCUUCAUCGAGCCGUGGCAUCCUGUAGUGAGGAGGCGGUACAGGUGUUGUUGAAGCAUUCUGCAGACGUCAAUGCACGAGACAAAAACUGGCAGACGCCACUGCAUGUGGCCGCAGCCAAUAAGGCGCUGCGCUGUGCUGAGGCGUUGGUCCCAUUCAUAAGCAAUGUUAAUGUGUCGGACCGCGCUGGACGGACAGCUCUGCAUCACGCUGCCUUCAGCGGACACACAGAGAUGGUUCAGCUCCUGCUGUCUAAUGGUGCUAACAUCAAUGCCUUUGAUAAGAAAGACAGACGAGCUGUUCAUUGGGCCGCAUACAUGGGUCAUCUAGAGGUGAUGAAGUUGUUGGUGUCUCACGGUGCUGAGGUUUGCUGUAAGGAUAAGAAGUCUUACACACCCCUCCACGCCGCCGCCUCCAGUGGAAUGAUCAAUGUGGUAAAAUACCUGCUGCAUCUGGGUGUGGAUAUCAACGAGACGAAUGCGUAUGGAAACACCCCACUGCACAUGGCCUGUUAUAAUGGACAGGAUGUUGUUGUCAAUGAGCUGAUAGAUGCAGGUGCUGAUGUAAAUCAGAAGAAUGAGAAGGGAUUUUCACCCCUGCACUUCACCGCUGCAUCCCGACAGGGGGCGCUGUGUCUGGAGCUGCUCACGGCCAACGGUGCCAAUCUGAACAGUAAGAGUAAAGAUGGUAAAACGCCUCUCCACAUGGCAGCCAUUCAUGGGCGAUACUCCCGAUCUCAGGCUGUCAUUCAGAACGGGGCGGAUAUCAACUGUCAAGACGUGAAGGGUAAUUCUCCACUUCACAUAGCGGCACGGUACGGCCACGAGCUGCUCAUCAACACGCUCCUGGCAAACGGUGCAGACACGGCCCAGCGGGGCAUCCAUGGCAUGUUUCCGUUGCACCUGGCAGCGCUAAGUGGAUUUUCUGACUGCUGUCGCAAACUUCUCACCUCAGGUUUUGACAUUGACACGCCCGAUGACUUUGGCAGGACGUGUUUGCAUGCGGCAGCCGCAGGAGGGAAUCUUGAAUGUUUAAAUCUGUUACUGAACGCCGGUGCAGACUUUAACAGGAAGGACAGCUUUGGGAGGACGCCGCUGCAUUACGCUGCUGUUAACUGUAUGUAUCGGUGUUUGUUUGCUUUGGUCGGUUCGGGAGCGAGCGUGAAUGAGCGAGACAUCAGAGGCUGUGGUCCGCUGCAUUACACUGCUGCUGUGGACUCGCACGGCAAGUGUGUGGAGUAUCUAUUGAGGAAUGAUGCUAAUCCAGGUCUCAGGGAUAAAGACGGAUACAACGCUGUUCACUACGCCUCAGCUUAUGGCCACAGGGUCUGUCUGGAGCUGAUUGCCAAUGAAACACCAUUAGAAGUGCUGAUGGACAAAUCUGCGUCUGACAUCAUAAAUGAUUCAGACAUCCAGCCUCCCAUCAGCCCUUUACACCUCGCUGCAUAUCACGGACACCACCAUGCUCUUGAUGUUCUGGUCCAGUCUCUGUUGGAUCUAGAUGUCAGAACGCCUCAAGGUCACACACCUCUGGGUCUGGCUGCGUUUAAAGGCCACGUGGAGUGUGUGAAUAUUCUGGUGAAUCAGGGUUCAUCCACACUGCUGAAGGACUACACACACAAGAGAUGUCCCAUACACUUCGCAGCUAUGAACGGUCACGCUGAAUGUCUGCGUCUGCUCAUCAAUAACACAGAUCAGGAAAAAGAUGUCGAUAUGCGGGACAGCAAGGGACAGACUCCUCUGAUGUUGGCGGUCCUGGGUGGGCACACAGAUUGUGUUUAUCUCCUGCUGAGUAAAGGAGCUAGUGUUGAAGCCAGAGAUAAACGGGGCAGGACGGCUCUCCAUCGUGGGGCGGUAAUGGGUCAUGAGGCAUGUGUUGAGGCGUUGUUACGGAACAGAUCCAGUCUGUUGGUUCAGGACAGUAGGGGGCGCUCUCCUCUACACCUGGCAGCUGCGUGCGGACACGUCGGGGUCCUGAGGGCCCUCCUGAAAGCAGCACAGUCUCAGAGCAUCAUCCCUGUCACCAAAGACAACUGCGGUUACACACCGCUACAUUGGGCGUGUUACAACGGUCAUGACGCGUGCGUAGAGCUUAUUUUACAACAGGAAGAGUUUCGUCAUAUGGAGGGAAACUCGUUCAGUCCGCUUCACUGCGCUGUUAUUAAUGAUAAUGGGUCCGCAGCAGAGAUGUUAAUAGAAAUUUUAGGUCCAGGAAUUGUAAACGCCCCAGACUGUCAGUCCAGGACUCCGCUGCACGCCGCAGCCUUCACAGAUCACGUUGAGUGUUUACAGCUUCUGUUGGGACACAGCGCUCAGGUGAACCCCGUCGACGCUUUGGGCAAAACUCCUCUCAUGAUGGCAGCUGAGAACGGACAGACCAACGCUGUAGAGCUUCUGGUGAGCGGUGCGAGAGCUGAUCUCACCCUGCAGGACACAAACCGAAACACAGCCCUGCAUCUGGCCUGCAGUAAGGGUCAUGAAACUAGUGCCUUGUUAAUCCUUGAGAAGAUCACAGAUAGAAACCUCAUUAACUCUACAAAUGCAUCACUGCAGACGCCAUUACACAUCGCUGCUCGGAACGGUCUCACUGUGGUCGUGCAGGAGCUUCUAGCUAAAGGAUCGAGUGUCCUCGCUGUGGAUAAAAAUGGUUAUACUCCAGCUUUGGCUUGUGCCCCGAACAGAGACGUGGCAGAUUGUUUGGCGCUGAUACUCGCCAACAUGAUCCCCGUCUCCCCCAGCAGUACGGGCACCAUGUCGGACCUCACGUUCUCCAGCAUCAACCACUUCUCCAGCGCAUCAAAGACUGCGACCUUUGACUCUUUGCCCACUCUGCGGUCCAAACACGUCUCUUAUCGCAACUUCAACAGCCUGGCCCGCGAAGACGGCCUUAUAGUCCACGAUGAUGAACUCAAUGAUUCAGACUCAGAGACGUAUUGACGACCCGCCCUAGUUUCUUAAAAUAACGGCUCAUUAUGCAAAUGAUGACUAUAAUAGUUUGGAUUGUUUGUCCGUUGACCCGUGUGGCCGCAGUCUCAGGAGAGAGGUUACACUACAGUUUUUGGGUUGUCCACUGCACCGGACUCAUUCGUUUACUCUCUCAAAAGUAAUGUUUAUAGGAAUAGUUCACACAAAAUUCAUUCAAACCUGAAAACUUUUGUGGAGAAACACUGAAGAAUUUAUUUUGCAUACAUAAAGGUCAAAGCCCACUUGAUCCAUUAAAGGAAUAGUUCACCUAAAAAUGCAAAAUAGCCCAUAAUUUACCCACCAUAAUGCCAUCCUAGCUGUAUAUGACUUAAUUUCCUCAGACAAACACAGUUAUAUUAAAUAUGCAAUACAUGGCACUGAAUAUUGGCUGCGUGUUUGAAGCCCAUCCAUCAUCAAAAAAAGAAAUCCACAUGACUCCAGUGGGGCUUUUGAUAUGAUAUGUUUAUAAGAAAAAUGUAUUUUGAGCUUAUUUAGCGAUCGAUACUUUGCGUUUGAUUAUAAACACAUCUAAAAUGGUGGCAUGCCGGCCCCAUGUUGUUAUGUACGAUGAUCAUGAGUUCUUUGGCGUCUCCCAAAUAGCACCAUAAACACUCUGGUCCUCCUACGAGUCCGCACUUUCGUGAGUAACAUCUUAAAACCUUGUGGACUUAAUGGACACAAACAUGUUCCCAUUGUGAAGGGGUCGCACCGGACGAGAAGCGCUGUAUCCCAAUACACGUAUAGGACAACUCGCAGGUAUCGCACACCGGAUGUGCACAUUAAAUAGCGCAAGCUUAGUCAGAUGGUCUACCUCAAGAUGUAAUAUAAAAAUAU